AUGGAGGGUUUGGAUAUGGUGGUUUCAUGUCUGGCUUUGGGCCUUCUCUUCUGCUUCUUUGUGUUGAAAUGGAAUGAGUUUAGAUACAGCAGAAGAGGGGUGCCCCCGGGAACCAUGGGGUGGCCUUUUUUUGGUGAGACUAAUGAGUUCUUGAAGCUAGGGCCUCAGUUCAUGAGAAACCAAAAAGCAAGGUAUGGAAGCGUUUUCAAGUCCCAUAUACUCGGAAGUCCGAUGGUUGUCUCGACGGAUGCGGAGCUCAAUAGAUUUAUCCUGUUGAAUGAAGCAAAAGGGCUGGUGCCCGGAUACCCACAGUCGAUGGUGGAUAUCUUAGGAAGCCGGAAUAUUGCUGCUGUCCAUGGCUCUACACACAGAUACAUAAGGAACAAUCUGCUGUCCCUUGUCGGAACCCCAGUGGUCAAGGACCGGCUGUUGCCGCGUCUUGAUAAGCACAUGAGGCUGUUCCUCUCCAACUGGGAUGGUAAGACUAUCGACAUUCAACAAAAGACCAAGGAGAUGGCGUUCGCUAUGGCUUUCAAGCAGAUUGCGGAAGUUGAAUCAAGUUCAAUUUACGAUAGUUUUAAGUGCGAGUUUGAUAAGUUUCUAAUAGGGACGCUGUCUCUUCCUGUCAACCUUCCAGGGACAAACUAUCACCUGGGAUUUAAGAGCAGGGCAGAUGUGGUCAAGACUUUGACAGAAUUGAUGGAGAAGAGACGUGGGGCUACUGCAGGAACCUAUGAUGACAUGCUAGCGCAUUUGUUAAGAGACGGGACGACGAGGUACGGGCUGACUGAUGAGGAUAUUAUUGAUCAGAUAAUCACGAUAUUGUAUUCGGGAUAUGAAACGAUGUCGACAACUUCGAUGAUGGCUGUAAAGUAUCUCCAUGAUCAUCAAGAAGCUCUGCAAGAACUCAGGGACGAGCAUUUUGCCAUACGAAAGAGGAAAGCAGCAGAAGAGCCGAUCGAUUGGAACGACAUUAAGUCCAUGAGGUUCACUCGUGCUGUUGUGUUUGAAACUUUGAGACUGGCUACUGUUAUCAACGGGGUGCUAAGGAAGACAACACAAGAUGUGCAAUUGAACGGAUUUACAGUCCCUAAAGGAUGGCGAAUCUAUGUCUACCUGAGGGAAAUCAACUACGAUCCGCUCCUCUAUCCUGAACCCCUAAAGUUUAAUCCAUGGAGAUGGCUGCAGGAUGAGAAGUUAGAGUCAAACAACUAUGUUCUGUUGUUUGGAGGAGGAAGCCGGUUGUGUCCUGGAAAGGAACUCGGAAUAGUUAAGGUUGCUACGUUCCUUCACUACUUAGUAACUACAUACAGAUGGGAAGAAAUUGGAGGAGAGAAGAUGUUAGAAUUCCCAAGAGUGAAGGCACCCAACGGAUAUCACGUCAACGUGAUGAAGAUUUAG
This is a messenger RNA of Sesamum indicum (sesame), 1401 nucleotides long. The record is from RefSeq and is a predicted model, not a curated record. NCBI's taxonomy places the organism in Eukaryota, Viridiplantae, Streptophyta, Magnoliopsida, Lamiales, Pedaliaceae.